This is a messenger RNA of Danaus plexippus (monarch butterfly), 2407 nucleotides long. RefSeq names its product transcriptional repressor p66-alpha (gene simj). The record is from RefSeq and is a predicted model, not a curated record. Gene Ontology annotation, cellular component: NuRD complex. Gene Ontology annotation, biological process: negative regulation of transcription by RNA polymerase II. The coding region runs from base 152 to 2083 and encodes 643 amino acids. Lineage: Eukaryota; Metazoa; Arthropoda; Insecta; Lepidoptera; Nymphalidae. The transcript is spliced from 20 exons.
AAUAAAAUAUCUCUUUAGUCUAUUACUCCAGUAUCACUACUUUAGUCGUGUCGCUAUCAAGUAUCGAAUGUAAACUUGAAUAAAGUUAUGUCUCUAUACAUUAUUAAACAAAAUAAAUAAGAAUUAUCAUACAAUUUGAGAGUGAACCACAAUGGACGUUGACGACUCCGCCGUCGAUCUUAGCGUGAGCAGGUCUUUACCGCCUGAACUCAGUGAAUUAAGAGCUCUCACUGCCAGCGGACUAACCAUAACACCUGCACAACCACCACCUCAUGGUUCGGCUGGUAAGAGGGUACUUCGCCCCCGCGCCGAUCAGCGCAGUUACGCGGAGAGCCCUGAUAUAGUGCUGCUGCCCGCAGACCCUCCGCACAGGAAGCCGGUGUUGCCAGCACCUUCACCGUUUACCGAUGUGAGCAGUAAGCUGAACACAAACGUCAACCUGUCUAUAACGGCCAGCGAGUGUGCCAGGGACCCUAUGGACGACGAAGAGUCUGACGGAGAGAACGAACCACCCCUCCCAACACCCGCGCACAGGGAGCUAUCCAGCGCUGAGAUAUGGGAACGAGAGCGACGUCUGAGAUCACUGCGAGAGAAGCUGCGGGCGGAGGAGACGCGCCUCGUACUCCUCAGGAAGCUGAGACAAUCACAACAAGCCACUGUCACGACUACUAAGGAAUCUGUGUGCCCGUCCCCCGGCACGGCCCUGGCCGGAAGCGGGUGUGUGGUGCCCCCCGGGGUCACGGUCACCCCCGCCCCGCCGCCCGCGCACCAACACGCCAAGCGCGGUAGUGUGUCGGGCGCCGCUGGCAACCUGUCCACGGCUAGACGCACGGCCAGUCUGCCAGGGGGCGCCACUCUCACGCCGGGCCCGUACAGGACUCAGUCAUCAGGGGGCGCUAGCAUCACUCCAUCGGUGACGAUCACACCAGCGCCGCCUCCGACACACGCCCACAAUAACAACAACACCACCAACAACAAUAAGGCCAGUUCUCGCAGCUCCGAGGACCCGCAGACGCCGGCCCAGAGGCAGGCGGCCGCCAAACUGGCGCUCAGGAAACAGCUGGAGAAGACACUGUUACAGAUCCCGCCUCCCAAGCCCCCCCCGCCGGAGAUGAACUUCAUCCCCUCCCCCAGCAACACGGACUUCGUGUACCUCGUGGGGCUGGAACACGUGGUGGACUACCUCACUAACGAGGACCGGAUGCCGCGGUCGUCGGUGCCGGCGGUGUGCGCGCAGUGCGGCUGCGACUUCACGGCCGUGUGGCGCUGGGAGCGCGCGCCCGCCCGCAGGCAGGACGCCACCUUCCCGACGCCGCACACGCACACGCCGCGCAGGCUGUGCGAGCUCUGCGUCUCCGGGAACGUCAAGAGGGCGCUCAAGGCGGAGCACACGGCCAGGCUGAAGACGGCCUUCGUCCGAGCGCUGCAGCAGGAGCAGGAGAUAGAGAGACGACUGGCGGCGCCCAGCCCGCCGCCCCCCGCCAGCGCGGCCCCGCCGCCCGCCCACACGCACCAUCACAGACCGCAGACGAUGUCGGUAUCUCGUUCGUCGAGCCGCGCCAGUGUGUCUUCUAGCGCGUCGCCGGCCGCCAAGCCUCAGCCGCCUCCCGCCAGUAGUAGCCGCAGCCUGAACACUUCGGAGUCUAGAGGUCAUCAUGCGGAGCGGGCCAGGGACAACGAGGGGAACAAUAAGAAAGGGUCUUCAUCAAGCACCAGCAGUCAAGGGAGCAGCAAACAACAUCAACUGGCAGCAGCUGCGGCCGCUCAGAUGGCCUUCGAGCAGCAGAGCGCGGCCGCCAUGCAGGCGUUGCAGCACCAGCUGCUGAGAGGUCUGAGCGGCGCGGGCGGGACGGGCGGCGUGUCGCAGGCGGCGGCCGCGGCGGCCAUGAUGCAGUUCUCUCCCCUGCUCUACACAUACCAGCUGGCCAUGGCCCAGGCCAGCGCUCUCGGCAAGAGAUCCGGCAAAGGUUCGAGUAACGCCGCCAUGGCCGCGGAGAUGCAGCGCGUAGCCGAAGCUCAGAGACAGUACCUACUGGACAUGAUCCCGGGACAACACGCGCGCAACCCCUGGACCAAGAACUAGGCUUGUGUUAUAUAUGCAUACACAGCUAUAUAUAGAUUCCUGUUCGUGAGAUGGCCGAGUAUUCGAGGAUUACAAGAAUACAGUCGCGGAAUAGUUUUAAUAAUCUUUGACACGUUUUAGGUUAACAUAGAGUAAGACGGACUACAGAGGGAGCUAGGCUAGGCUAGGCUAGGCUAGGCGUAAUGGAAUAAUGUAACGUUAGCAGUAAAAUAAACAGCACAAGAAAUACGUAAUUAUAAAUGAAUUGAUAAGUAUCUAGCGCGUAUGAGAUCUAACUUCAUUUUAUAUGUGGAUUUUUAAACUUCAAUAAAGAUUGUAAACAAA